Molecule: messenger RNA, 3710 nt
Organism: Xyrauchen texanus (razorback sucker)
Lineage: Eukaryota; Metazoa; Chordata; Actinopteri; Cypriniformes; Catostomidae
Product: AFG3-like protein 2
Exons: 17
Coding region: 106-2502 (798 amino acids)
Biological process (GO): protein-containing complex assembly; mitochondrial protein processing
Cellular component (GO): m-AAA complex; membrane
Molecular function (GO): ATP hydrolysis activity; zinc ion binding; ATP-dependent peptidase activity
Source: RefSeq, a predicted model, not a curated record
GGAAGCGAACGGGCUGGAAUGGAAAGUAGUAGAUUUGUUGUCAAAACUUUUCAUCCGAUGUUUUGUUUUCUAUAUUGAGCCACGUCACUCGCACACAGUGCCAUAAUGGCACCCCGAUAUCUGCAUCUGUCAAGAGGCUGCAGGAACCUUCUCCGCGCUCUGCUGCCAAAUGUCACAUCAACAAAAGGUGUUCAAGCGGCUCAGGGUGUUGGGCAAAUUGUCCUAGACAGAAGAUCUUUGCUCGCACAGGUCUUGGGCACCUAUAGAAGAUUAAGCUCCAAACCUCCCAAAGGAUUUGAAAAAUACUUUCCAAAUAGCAAGAAUGGUGGUCCAGAAAAUCGUGAGCCUAAGCCAUCCAACACAGAAGUCAAAGAGGCCAUACCAACCAAUGAUCAGAAGGCCACUGGUGGAGGAGGAAGUGGAGGAGGAGGAAAAAGAGGGGGGAGGAAGGAUGAAUCCACCUGGUACAGCCGUCUCCAAAAGGGUGACGUUCCGUGGGAUGACAAAGAGUUUCGUAUGUAUUUCCUAUGUGGAGUGGCCUUCUGCACAGCUGUCACAUAUAAUUUUUUCUUCCGAGAUGGAGGAAGAGAGGUGACCUGGAAAGACUUUGUAAAUGGGUACCUAGCUAAAGGAGUGGUUGAUAGGUUGGAGGUCGUAAACAAGCGAUACGUAAAAGUAAUUUUUACUCCUGGUAAAACUCCAGUUGAUGGGCAAUAUGUCUGGUUCAACAUUGGCAGCGUGGACACAUUUGAGCGAAACCUGGAGACUGCCCAGUUAGAGCUGGGUAUUGAAGGAGAGAACAGACUGCCAGUUGUCUAUUCCACUGAGAGUGAUGGGUCGUUCCUCCUUAGCAUGUUGCCCACAGUACUGAUCAUUGGGUUCUUGCUGUUCAUGCUGAGAAGAGGGCCAGCUGGGGCAGGGAGGCCAGGGAGGGGCAUGGGUGGGCUCUUCAGUGUCAGUGAAACCACCGCCAAAGUGCUACGAGAUGAGAUUGACGUCAAGUUCAAGGAUGUUGCAGGCUGUGAGGAGGCGAAGUUGGAGAUCAUGGAGUUUGUUAACUUUCUUAAGAACCCAAAGCAGUACCAGGAUUUGGGUGCCAAGAUUCCAAAGGGGGCUAUUCUGACAGGACCCCCAGGUACAGGAAAGACUUUACUAGCCAAGGCCACUGCAGGGGAGGCCAACGUCCCCUUCAUCACUGUCAAUGGUUCAGAAUUCUUAGAGAUGUUUGUCGGAGUCGGGCCAGCCAGGGUUCGGGAUCUCUUUGUUUUAGCCCGGAAGAAUGCCCCAUGCAUUCUCUUCAUAGAUGAGAUCGAUGCAGUAGGGCGAAAGAGAGGCAGGGGCAACUUUGGUGGGCAGAGUGAACAAGAGAACACACUCAACCAGUUACUAGUCGAGAUGGAUGGAUUUAACACUGCUACCAAUGUUGUGGUGCUAGCAGGCACAAACAGACCAGACAUUCUAGAUCCAGCUUUGAUGAGGCCUGGCCGGUUUGAUAGACAGAUAUACAUUGGGCCACCAGAUAUCAAAGGUAGAGCCUCUAUAUUCAAAGUACAUUUGAGACCACUGAAGCUGGAUACAGAGUUGGACAAAGAAGCUCUGGCAAGGAAAAUGGCUGCCCUAACACCUGGUUUUUCAGGUGCGGACAUUGCUAAUGUGUGCAACGAGGCUGCGCUUAUUGCAGCCCGCUAUCUUUCCGAUGCCAUCGACCAAAAACACUUUGAGCAAGCUAUCGAACGAGUAAUUGGAGGUCUUGAGAAGAAGACUCAGGUGCUGCAGCCCGAGGAGAAAAAGACAGUGGCUUACCAUGAGGCUGGUCAUGCUGUAGCUGGCUGGUUCCUUGAGCAUGCUGACCCCCUGCUUAAAGUGUCCAUCAUCCCACGUGGGAAGGGAUUGGGCUAUGCCCAGUAUUUGCCUAAAGAGCAGUAUCUAUACACCAAGGAGCAACUGUUGGACAGGAUGUGUAUGAUGCUGGGUGGGCGUGUCUCAGAGGAGAUCUUUUUUGGCCGUAUUACCACUGGGGCUCAGGAUGACUUGAAGAAGGUGACACAGAGUGCCUAUGCACAGAUCAUGCAGUUUGGCAUGAAUGAAAAGGUGGGGCAGGUAUCCUUUGACCUGCCGCGGCAAGGAGAGAUGGUUCUGGAAAAACCCUACAGUGAAGCCACAGCACUCCUCAUCGACACAGAGGUCCGGAAUCUCAUCACCUCAGCUUAUGAUCGUACAAAGCAGCUGCUGUCUGAGAAGAAGGCUGAUGUGGAGAAGGUGGCACUGCGUCUACUGGAGAAGGAGGUGCUAGAUAAGAACGAUAUGGUGGAGCUGCUGGGCCAAAGGCCGUUUGCUGAGAAAUCUACUUAUGAAGAGUUUGUGGAGGGAACGGGGAGCAUGGAUGAGGACACAUCACUGCCGGAGGGUCUGAAGGACUGGAACAAAGAGCGCAGCAAUGAGAAGGAGGAGAGCACAGAGGAACAGAUGGCUCGACAGAUCACUGGUGGUAUGCCCUUCUAAGGACACCUUUUUCACAAUGGCCUCUGAGGGGCCCUGGAGGGUCAGAGCACAUCUUUAUAAGAUGAGAAAAUACUGUAAAUGAUGCCCAAGUCAGGCAGACAAUCAUUAAGCCAAGUCUCUGUUCUUCAGGACAGUCCUGAUUGGAGGGCUCUUGCUCAGUUGAAAACUUUGGGCUUGUUUUGUGAAAUUGCAAGGUUCUCCGUUGAUUGGUCAAAAGGGUGUUUAUGAAAUAUAAACUAUUUAAAAUAUUGUAUUAGCUGAAGAUUAUUAUUUUCAGCAAAGCUCCCUGAAAGUAUAAGAAAAUGAUCAAAAAGUCUUCUGUUGAAGGUGAAGUGUAUUUAUGUGACACAUCAGUGCUUUAUGUGCCAAGAAACAAUAUCUUUCUUGUUAUUUCAGUUUUACCUAUCAAUGACCAAGAAGACACACAAAUAGGCAAUUUAUUGUAAAAACAUUAGGUUUAACAUAAAAUUUGAGUGUAAACCUGUACAAUCUAUGAUUAGUCUAUCACACGCACAGAUUGUGUUCACUCUUCCUGUAAAUUCGAUUUCCAUUUAAAAAAAAGUACACUGCAGUGACUGCCACAAUUGUGUGACCUUUUGCAAGGGGACUUCUUGCUCACUAGCUAUUUGAAAGACUGAAAUAUACCAUCAUGAAUGUUGUGGACCGUGCACAAGGUCACCCUUGUUAACUGACAUAUUAUCUUCUCUCAAUACAUUUGCAUUGUCAUGUCACUGUCAUCAUCCUUUGAUUUCCAUGUUGUUUUUUAUCACGUGUCUUCCUGAGUAAAGGGCCAUGUGUUUUUUCAAUGAAGUUUGUCUGGAUCAUUUAUGGCCCAGGCAGCUGCUGACAGCUCUCCAUAGACCAGCUCUUAACCUGGCGGAUUAAACUGUAGCUUGAUUAUACAUUUAGUUAUUUAUUCUACAGAAAUCGAUUUGGUAAUGACGUACACAAAUCCAGCAGCAGGCAGUAGUUCAUCAAGUUAAUGCUAAUUGAGGUGUGUGAUUUUGAAGGUAUGUAAAUUAAUAUUUAUUCUGCAAUACAAAAGCUUUUAUUGUGUCAAAUCCGUCAAGCAUUGGGGUUAUAAACAGAACAUAUCGAUUUAAACGUCCUUUUGUGACUUCAGCAGAUUUUGCUUGAUAUCGCAUGUAAAUGUGUAUCUUGUUCUGUGAAGGUUUGGAACGUGUGAUAAAACCUAAAUAAAUAAAUGA